Trichogramma pretiosum is the source of this 2476-nucleotide messenger RNA. RefSeq names its product PR domain zinc finger protein 5-like. Bases 606 to 2255 code for a protein of 549 amino acids. Gene Ontology annotation, cellular component: nucleus. Gene Ontology annotation, molecular function: RNA polymerase II transcription regulatory region sequence-specific DNA binding; DNA-binding transcription factor activity, RNA polymerase II-specific. The transcript has 2 exons. Gene Ontology annotation, biological process: regulation of transcription by RNA polymerase II. The record is from RefSeq and is a predicted model, not a curated record. Lineage: Eukaryota; Metazoa; Arthropoda; Insecta; Hymenoptera; Trichogrammatidae.
CGUUACGUGAUUAGUCGACUUUGGGAGGUUUAAAUUCGCGAUCCAAGCAUCGAGUCGUUUGAUUACGCCUGAUGUUCGAUGACGGUCAGGAAUUUUGACGUUUCGAGCAGCACGCGAGUCGCGUGUUUUGCUUUUGUUAUCGCUUGCAUGGUGGUGCACCCGCCAACACGUGGACGGCGGCGGAGGCUCGCCGACUUUUAAACGAUGCCGCAGUACCUGCAUGCGAGCAUGUACGCAAUGUAACGUGAAUGCUAUAAUACCAUAACAACAUGAAGUACCUCGGUGUCGCAACUGUCGAAUUCGUAUUUAAUUUUUUAUGUGUUCGUUCAUCAAUGAAAAUACUCACUAAUUGUAAAAUUGUUCAAUCCUAGUUACGUAUCAUUAUUUGAAUCGAUGUGUGUGCCUGUGUGAGAGUUAGAGCGAACUUUGUUAUCCGUAGUUUGCGCAAUAGAGCAUUUUCAUAACCUCGAUGAAAAUUGAAUCAGAGCCAGUAUUAAUUGGUACAGUCAGUAACAACGAAAUAAUGAAUGAAUUUCAUUAUGUUUGUAAGUUAGUUGAACGUCGAGUAAUUGUCUACUUGUUAAGCUAAAUUUGUACGAAAAAAAAUGGGGGUAGAGGACGGCAGCAUGGAUAUCAACCUGGCGAUUCAAGCCCUGGCUAAGUUUGCAAGAUAUACAAAUGCAUGUGCUAACAAAGUACCGUAUGUAAUAGUUGACAGGAAACCCUUUCAAUUUAUCAAAAAAGAACCUCCUGAAAUUGAAAGAGAUCUGCCUGCAGUUGAGAUUGAGUCUGGAAAUGAACGUAAAUUAGAAAAUCAAAAAGUUGAACAAAACAUUCCAGAAGAUAAAUUCAAUGAACAAAAUGCAGAGUAUCAAUGUGAUCUAUUGCCAAAAGAUAAUGUAUUACAAGAGAAAGUAAGGAAUAUUUUUAAAGCUUUUACAGUAAAUUCUCAGAUGGCAAAUCGAUGCAGAUUUUGUGAUAAAGUUUUCGUAUAUGUAGGUAAUAAGAUAAAGCAUGAAAAUGAGAAGCACCCUCACAAUUACAAUAAAAAUGAAAAGCCUCAGUUAUCCGAAUCGUCUACAACAAAGUCAGAAAAAAUAAAUGACAAGAGCCUUAACUUGAUAUUAAAUAGUAAGCCUAAGCUAGAAAAUAAAUGCAGAUUUUGUGAUAGAAUAUUCAAAUAUGUAGGUAGUAAGAUCAAGCAUGAAAAUGAAAAGCAUGUUCGCAAUAAUUACAAAAAUGAAAAUCAUCAGCUAUCAGAAUCAUCUACAAUAAAAUCGGAAAAAGGAAAUGAAAAAAGCCUCAAAUUUAUUGUAAAUGGUGACUUGAUAAUAAACGGUAACUUGAUAUUAAAUGGAGAGCCUCAACUAGAAAAUAAAUGCAGAUUUUGUGAUAAAGUAUUCAAACAUGCAAGUCGUAAGACCAAGCAUGAAAAUGAAAAGCACCUUCAGCACAAUGACAGCAAAAAUCAAAAGCCUCAGCUGUCAGAAUCAUCAACAAAAAAAUCAGAAAAAAUUGAUACAAAAAGUCUUAACUCAAUAUUAAACGAUAAGCCCCAGCUAUCAGAUUCAUCUACAAAAAAAUCAGAAAAAAUAAAUAAAAAAAGCCUUAAAUCGAUAUUAAAUGGUGAGCCUCAGCCAAAAUUGAUCAAACACAAAAAAAAUCAGUCCCUACAAAAUUGCAGAAAAAAAAACGUUGUAUUCAGUUGUGAUCUUUGUCAUAAAACAUUUGACACUCAUAGACUAGUGAGUAAGCACAUCUGGAAUGUGCACAGAGCAAGACGUCAUGUUUGCACAAUUUGUAAAAUGAAAUUCAAGCACCAGUAUCAAUUAGAGAUCCAUUUGAAUACCCAUACAAGAUUAAGAAGUUUUCAGUGUGAUAACUGUAAACAGCAAUUUGCUACAAAAAGUGCUGUAAAAUAUCAUGUGCUGAUGAAAGUCUGUACUAAAAAAGAAGUAACGAACAAACUUAAAAGCAAAGUAACUUGCCAUUUAUGCAAAAAAAUUAUUUCUACAAAAGCAAACUUAAAAAAACAUUUAAUAGUGUGUGAUCCAAAAUAUGAGAAAAACACAGAAAAAUGCGCUAUAUGUGAUAAAAGCUUUAAAACUAAAUCAUACCUCCGAAAACAUUUAGUACAUUCUCACUCGUCACAGAGAGAAUGCAUUUGUCAUCAUUGUAAUAGAAAAUUUACUCGUAAAGAUAAUUUGAAAUUUCAUUUAUAUUCACGUUGUUUGCACAAAUGGAAUGAAGUAUAGUUGUUAUGAUGGUAAAAUUUCUUAAAUUAUUUUAUUCCAGUUAAAUAUUUUUAAGUAGGCCUGUGUAUCUCAAUUAUAGUUGUGAAAAUGUUAAGUGAUAUAUUAUGGACCUAGAAAAGUAAAAAAGAAAAUGUCUCUGAUGAUGAUGAUCUGAGGCCUUGUUAUCUUCAUAGCGUGUAAACUAUUUUUUUAAUGCUUGAAUGGUUGAAAUAUCUCUGAUA